AUGAACGACUCCACGACCAAGGCCAACUCCAAGUCCAGCUUUACUGUAGACUUCCUGAUGGGGGGUGUCUCUGCCGCGGUGGCCAAGACCGCCGCGGCACCGAUCGAGCGGGUGAAACUGCUGAUGCAGAACCAAGAUGAGAUGCUCAAGCAGGGGACCCUCGACACACGGUAUAAUGGCAUCGGGGACUGUUUCAAGAGAACUGCACAGCAGGAAGGGAUCGUCUCCUUCUGGAGGGGCAACACGGCAAACGUCAUACGGUACUUCCCGACGCAGGCGCUCAACUUCGCCUUCAAAGACAAGAUCAAGGCGUACUUCGGGUACCGCAGGGAACCCGACGGGUACACCAAGUGGUUCUUGGGGAACCUGCUCUCCGGCGGUGCCGCCGGGGGGCUCUCACUCGUGUUCGUGUACUCGUUGGACUACGCAAGGACAAGACUCGCCGCAGAUGCAAGGGCUGCUGCAUCAGGUACUGGAGGCGCACAGAGAAGACAGUUCAAUGGACUCGCGGAUGUCUACAAGAAGACUCUGAGGUCAGACGGUAUUCUCGGGCUGUACCGCGGGUUCGCACCGAGCGUCCUUGGCAUAGUAGUGUACCGCGGGCUGUACUUCGGUCUCUACGACUCCCUCAAACCGGUAGUCCUCACAGACGCCUGGCAGAGAUCGUUGCUCGCGUCCUUCCUGCUCGGGUGGGUCGUCACCAUCAGCGCAUCCACAUGUUCAUACCCUCUUGACACAGUCAGACGCAGAAUGAUGAUGACCUCGGGACAGGCAGUGAAGUACAACGGCGCAAUGGACUGCAUGCGCAAGAUCGUCCGCCAAGAGGGAGCAACGUCUCUCUUCAAGGGCUGUGGUGCCAAUAUCUUCAGAAGCGUCGCCGCAGCGGGGGUAAUAUCAAUAUACGACCAGUUGCAACUGAUCAUGUUCGGUAAACAGUUCAAGUAG
Huiozyma naganishii CBS 8797 is the source of this 945-nucleotide messenger RNA. It is a transcript of the gene AAC1, whose product is annotated as ADP/ATP carrier protein AAC1. The transcript has a single exon. Gene Ontology annotation, biological process: mitochondrial ATP transmembrane transport; mitochondrial ADP transmembrane transport. Lineage: Eukaryota; Fungi; Ascomycota; Saccharomycetes; Saccharomycetales; Saccharomycetaceae. The record is from RefSeq and is a predicted model, not a curated record. Gene Ontology annotation, molecular function: ATP:ADP antiporter activity. Bases 1 to 945 code for a protein of 314 amino acids. Gene Ontology annotation, cellular component: mitochondrial inner membrane.